Molecule: messenger RNA, 2465 nt
Organism: Suncus etruscus (white-toothed pygmy shrew)
Lineage: Eukaryota; Metazoa; Chordata; Mammalia; Eulipotyphla; Soricidae
Gene: NR1D1
Product: nuclear receptor subfamily 1 group D member 1
Biological process (GO): cell differentiation; positive regulation of transcription by RNA polymerase II; negative regulation of transcription by RNA polymerase II
Molecular function (GO): RNA polymerase II cis-regulatory region sequence-specific DNA binding; zinc ion binding; nuclear receptor activity
Source: RefSeq, a predicted model, not a curated record
GGGUGAACCGUUUUUUCUCCCCAUCACCUACUUAAGACUUCCUGACUGCAACCUCUCUUCCCCCUUUGGGACUUUUGCACCGGGAGAUCCAGAUCCUCAACCCCGCAGUGCUGCGGAGCCGUCAAGCAGUGGCACCCCGGGCACUGCAGAGGCGCAACCCAUCCUUGCUUCCAAAGCCUAUCUAGCCCGAACUACUGCAGCUGAUUCCCCCCCCCGUCCCCCACCCCCACUCGCUCUGCUCUUCCCAUGCAAAGCAGACCUCGGCUGCCUCCGCGUCCCACCCUUCUGCAGAAGGCUUGCAGUCCGGCUACCCCAAGACCUUGCAGCAAGGUGCCUCGGAUCCUGAUCACCGUCAGCCGAGGUGGGUACACUCCCCCGACCUCAGCCAGUGUCCCGGGGACCAGAGCGGCCGUUGCAACAACCUCCAGUCUGUGGCAAGGUCUGGUUUGAAUGACCACUGACAGCCGGUGAAAAAAAAAAAAAACAUGACGACCCUGGAUUCCAACAACAAUACAGGUGGCGUCAUCACCUACAUUGGCUCCAGUGGUUCCUCCCCAAGUGGCACUAGCCCGGAGUCCCUGUACAGCGACAGUUCCAAUGGCAGCUUCCAGUCCCUGACUCCAGGCUGCCCCACCUACUUCCCGCCGUCCCCCACUGGAUCCCUCACCCAGGACCCUGCUCGCUCCUUUGGGAGCAUGCCACCCAGCGUGACUGAGGAUGGCCCCCCUGCCUCUUCAACUUCCUCCUCCUUCUACAAUGGGAACGCCCCUGGGGGUCUACAAGUGGCUCUGGAAGACAGCAGCCGAGUGUCCCCCAGCAAGAACACCAGUAGCAUCACUAAGCUGAAUGGCAUGGUGCUGCUGUGCAAAGUGUGUGGGGACGUGGCCUCGGGCUUCCACUAUGGUGUGCAUGCCUGUGAGGGCUGCAAGGGCUUCUUCCGCAGGAGCAUCCAGCAGAACAUCCAGUACAAGAAGUGUCUGAAGAAUGAGAACUGCUCCAUCGUCCGCAUUAACCGCAACCGCUGCCAGCAGUGCCGCUUCAAGAAGUGUCUCUCCGUGGGCAUGUCUCGCGAUGCUGUGCGUUUCGGGCGCAUCCCCAAGCGUGAGAAGCAGCGGAUGCUGGCGGAAAUGCAGAGCGCUAUGAACCUGGCCAACAAUCAGCGGAGCGGCCAAUGCCCGCCGGCCAGCUCGCCCACCCCACCUCCUGGCCCCCUGGGCCCCACGCCUGCCCCCUUAGUGGGCUUCUCCCAGUUCCCUCAGCAGCUGACGCCGCCCCGAUCCCCAAGUCCGGAGCCCACUGUGGAGGAUGUGAUCUCCCAGGUAGCCCGGGCUCACAGAGAGAUCUUCACCUAUGCCCAUGACAAACUGGGCACCUCUCCUGGCACCUUCAAUGCCAACCAUGCAUCCAGCAGCCCUCUGGCCAGCACCCCACAAUGCUGGGAGAGUCAUGGUGGCGCACCAGCCCCCAAUGACAACGCUCUGGCCGCCCAGCGUCAUAACGAGGCCCUCAACGGUUUGCGCCCGACCCCUUCCGCCUACCCUCCAGCCUGGCACCCUGGCCCUACCCAUCACAGCUGCCACCAGCCCAACAGCAAUGGGCACCGUCUCUGCCCCACCCACGUGUACUCAGUCCCAGAAGGCGAAGCACCUGCCAACAGUCUGCGGCAGGGCCACUCCAAAAACAUUCUGCUGGCAUGUCCCAUGAACAUGUACCCACAUGGGCGCAGUGGACGCAGUGUCCAGGAGAUCUGGGAGGAUUUUUCGAUGAGCUUCACACCCGCUGUGCGGGAGGUGGUCGAGUUUGCCAAGCACAUCCCCGGCUUCCGUGAUCUUUCUCAGCAUGACCAGGUCACCCUGCUAAAGGCCGGCACUUUUGAGGUCCUCAUGGUGCGCUUUGCGUCACUAUUUAAUGUGAAGGACCAGACAGUGAUGUUCCUGAGCCGCACCACCUACAGCCUGCAGGAGCUUGGCGCCAUGGGCAUGGGCGACCUGCUCAGUGCCAUGUUCGACUUUAGCGAGAAGCUCAACUCCCUGGCCCUCACUGAAGAGGAGCUGGGCCUCUUCACAGCGGUUGUGCUGGUCUCUGCAGGUAGGGCUCAGCUCCCACCAGAGCCUAACCCCUGGGGAGGAGGCAGACGCAGUUGGAUUCAACACUUUUAUGGAGGACCUACUCUAUGCCAGGCACACUGGGCACUGGGGAUACAGACAUGAUUCAGACACAGUCUAGCUGGGGAGACAGACUCAUACGACACUAAAGAGAAAACAGUGAGAUAAGUGUCACAGUGGAAGCAGGAAUGAAGGCUUUGGAAGCAAAGGACUAUUUCUGCCUGGGGGAGUUGGGGAAAGGAAAGGAGGUGCAGGCGGAGGAGUGGAGGGUGGAGUGGGCAGGGCUUUAGGGACGGGAAGAGACUGUCAGGCAAAGGGGUUAGGGAAGGGGGGCCCAGGCAGAGGGAACUAGAGCGAAAA